Messenger RNA from Galdieria sulphuraria, 1422 nucleotides. RefSeq lists its product as uncharacterized. Bases 83 to 1315 code for a protein of 410 amino acids. NCBI's taxonomy places the organism in Eukaryota, Rhodophyta, Bangiophyceae, Galdieriales, Galdieriaceae. The record is from RefSeq and is a predicted model, not a curated record. The transcript is spliced from 2 exons. Gene Ontology annotation, cellular component: nucleus. Gene Ontology annotation, biological process: poly(A)+ mRNA export from nucleus.
CUUUUGUAUCUAUCACAGCUUAACGCAAUUCAUUGAUCGUCCACGAAGGAUUUUGAAGAGAGUUAAAGAGUUUUGACUAGUUAUGGACUCACCUACUGAAGACGUAGUUGAAAUAUUUGGGUCCCAAGUUGAUUCAAGUGACGAAGAAAUUAAGAGAACAACUAGGGCGAAAGGAGUAGAGAGAAGUAGAGAUGAGGAACAAGAAGAAACAUAUAGUUCGCCUAAGAACAAAAGACUUAAAAAGUCUCGAAAUACUAAGCUUGGUGAAGAAGAUGAACCGAACCGUUUCACUACAAGAGAAGACACACAAGAGACCAGGUUCCCAACUGACGAAAAAGGAAACAAGUACCGAAUCCCGCGUAAAAAGAAUUCUAAGAGGCGUCAUACUGCAACUGAAAAGAAGCAUAAAACUAGUUCUUUAGAAAUGAACUUGCGAAAUGACGAGUCGGAUGAGGAACAGUUUGUUGAAAGUGAUGACAACCAAGACGCACCUGCAGAAAGUUCAAAAGUAGAUGACUUGUUAUCUAACUUGAAGAAAUCAAAAAACAAAAAGGAAGAAAAGAAUAUAAAAGAUUUAACAGAAGAAGUGGAUAAUUUUCUGAGAAGAAUGAUGAAAGCUGCAGAUGAUGACUUGUUAGCUUUAAAAGCUGGUAAACCCGCUACCAAUAAAUUGAAGUUGGUGGAAGAGGUAGAAAAGAAUCUGAGGCGAGUUGAAUACCGUGAAUUGUUUUUAGAGCAAGGUUUACUUUCAGUAGUGAAACGUUGGUUAGAUCCUCUUCCUGAUGGAAGUCUACCGAAUGCUAGUUUGCGCUCUCGUCUAUUGAAAAUGUUAGAUGAGUUUCCUGUAGAUAAUUCAUGGAUGGAGCUUCUUAGAUCGAGUGACAUUGGACGUGCUGUAAAAUAUAUUUCAGUGAAUGAUCGAAUGGAAUCUACACGUCGUCUAGCCAAGGAUUUGGUUGAAAAGUGGAUUCGUCCAGUCUUCAACGCAAAGACGGACUAUCGCGAUUUUCAAACACAGUUUCGACGUGUUCCUGUGGAAGAAAUUGGAGAGUUGCAAAGUUCUGCGUCAUCCGCUCACAACGAAGACAAUAUAUCCAAGCGAUUAAAGAUUCCAACAUAUCGUGCGGCUAUUCCACAACCAGUAUCAUUUAAUUUCCAAGCAAUGCCUGAUAGCUCACAUAUUGCAGAGGCACUCGAAGAACGUAAAGGUAUAGUUCAACCGGCAGCUCUUCGUAAGAUAGAACGACGAUCUUCAUCUCGUUCUCAAUAUCGAAGCAAGCCUUCUCGGGUUGAGGAUUAUGCAAGUAUUUCAUAAGAUUUGAGAAUACAACCGGAAUAAAGCUGUGGCAUUAAUAAGCCAUUGCAGUGUAGACAGCUAUCCAAACAAAGAGAAAUAACGCAAAUGAACUCCAAGCAGCUUCU